Diceros bicornis minor is the source of this 2892-nucleotide messenger RNA. RefSeq names its product ELOVL fatty acid elongase 6 (gene ELOVL6). NCBI's taxonomy places the organism in Eukaryota, Metazoa, Chordata, Mammalia, Perissodactyla, Rhinocerotidae. Gene Ontology annotation, cellular component: endoplasmic reticulum membrane; endoplasmic reticulum. The record is from RefSeq and is a predicted model, not a curated record. Gene Ontology annotation, molecular function: fatty acid elongase activity. The transcript has 5 exons. Bases 116 to 913 code for a protein of 265 amino acids. Gene Ontology annotation, biological process: fatty acid elongation, saturated fatty acid; very long-chain fatty acid biosynthetic process; fatty acid elongation, monounsaturated fatty acid.
AGGGCAUUCAUUUCCUCCUACGGUGGAUGCGGACGCCGGGAGGAGGAGAGCCCGGGAGCGAGGAGCGGCGAGCCGAGGCACAGAGAACACGUAGCGACUCCGAAGAUCAGCCCCAAUGAACAUGUCAGUGUUGACUUUACAAGAAUAUGAAUUCGAAAAGCAGUUCAACGAGAAUGAAGCCAUCCAAUGGAUGCAGGAAAACUGGAAGAAAUCGUUCCUGUUUUCCGCCCUGUACGCUGCCUUUAUCUUCGGUGGUCGGCACCUAAUGAACAAGCGGGCCAAGUUUGAGCUGAGGAAGCCGUUAGUGCUCUGGUCUCUGACCCUUGCUGUCUUCAGUAUAUUUGGUGCUCUUCGAACUGGUGCUUAUAUGGUGUACAUUCUGAUGACCAAAGGCCUGAAGCAGUCCGUGUGUGACCAGAGUUUUUACAAUGGACCUGUCAGCAAAUUCUGGGCUUAUGCCUUCGUGCUAAGCAAAGCACCAGAACUAGGAGACACGAUAUUCAUUAUCCUGAGGAAGCAGAAGCUCAUCUUCCUGCACUGGUACCACCACAUCACUGUGCUCCUGUACUCCUGGUACUCCUACAAGGACAUGGUCGCCGGGGGUGGCUGGUUCAUGACCAUGAACUACGGCGUGCACGCCGUGAUGUACUCUUACUAUGCCCUGCGAGCAGCCGGGUUCCGGGUCUCUCGGAAGUUUGCCAUGUUCAUCACCUUGUCCCAGAUCACUCAGAUGCUGAUGGGCUGCGUCAUUAACUACCUGGUCUUCUACUGGAUGCAGCAUGACCAGUGUCACUCUCACUUUCAGAACAUCUUCUGGUCCUCACUCAUGUACCUCAGCUACCUUGUGCUCUUCUGCCACUUCUUCUUUGAGGCCUACAUCGGCAAGAUGAGGAAAACAGCGAAGACGGAAUAGUGUUGGGACUGAGGAGGAAGCCACAGCUCAGGGUCAUCAAGAAAAACAACAGACAAGAGAAAAUGGCACAAGGACUCACAUGGUGCAGCUAACACACACACAACACAUGAGCAAACACAAAGCCCACGGCAGCGUAGGGAUGAUUAGGUUGACUUAACCCAGUAAGUUUAUGAUCCUUUUUGGGUGAGGACUCACUGAGGGCACCUCCAUCUCAAAGGAUUGCUGCUGGAGGACCUCAUUCCCUCUUCAUCUGUCAACUCUAGGACAAUUGAGAACAAAAGUGAGCCAGAGGCGGAAAGAGAAACAGCAGGCAGACAAAGGCUAAUUUAACACUAUAUGAAAAAAAAUGUAUUUACUAAGUGUUAUAUUUCUCUAAGGAUGAAAGAAGUUUACUUAAAAAACUGUGCGAGCACAUACCCACACAAUCCUUUCUCACCUUUUUCGACACUAAACUGGAGCCAGCGUAAUAGAUAAAAAUGGAAGAGACACAGGGUGUGUAUCCAGAACAACGAUGCUUUUGCAAAAAUUAAAGCCUUUUUAAGAAAGGCUAGUAGAUGUAGCCCCCAUGAGAAAAGAUGCCUUAAUCUUUUAAGAUUAAGAAAACAGAUGUAAACAACUCUAUUUCGACCAAGAGAAAGACUGGUGUUUUUCUCUCCACAGCACAGCCUCGGGCUAGUGAUUUUGCCAAAACCAGACGGGCACAAUGUUUUUCCGAGGUCCUUCCCAGGAGGAUGGAAGCCAUGCAGCCCACUUCCUACAGGGGCAGCUCCACCUCAGAGCAUUUCUGAUAGAUUAGCUGUAGUUUCUACACUUAAGUGAGAUACGGAGCAUUAUCCUUGGUUCCGAGGCCCUUAGGCUUUUGAAAAGAAGAGUAAAUACAGACUAGAAAAGACAAAAGUCAACCAAAUGGCUUGAAAUUGGGUUCUGACCUACCUGUAAAAGGGUUCAGCCCAGUACCAUUCUUAAGCUGGGAAAGGGAAAAAGGAAGGGAAGAGAAGUCAGCGGAAAAUCAAGGCAACAGACAGACAAUAUGUACGCCCACCCCAUUUGACUUCACACAUUCUCAUAACUUUCCAAAUGAAACCCUGUGGUACAGUCCAUAUUUUCUAUAUUUUUGUGAAUUUCAAAGGAAUCUGCAGGGCUUCUCCCGAUAAUGGGUGAACACUGUGUUUCUGCAUCUUCUGCAUUUGCUCCCUAGCAGUGCAGAGGUGUGUAAAGUGCCCUCUGCUGGCCAAGUGGAGAUACUUCAACAAACACGCUCAACGGCAAGUUUGGCUGAACAGUUGACCACAAAAGGCCCCCUCUAGACUUAUCCUUCAAAUUUUAAGUGAUAUAAAAUACUCGUCAUAUUUUUGGCCAAAUCAGAAGACAUUCUUCCUGCUUCGAGUGAGCUUCAGAAAUUUUUUAAAAGGGACUUUCGCUCUGGAACUCAGAAAAUCAACUUACUAAGAGCCAUAUUCUUUAAAGAAAUAAAAAGAAAGCUAGAUAAUAUAAUAGUACCUGUAAUAUUUCAGUCCUUUACAAGCCAAAUAAAUGUGUAAAUGUUCCUAGUAUUUCAAAGAAGCGAUUACAUAAAGUUGUUCAAUGUGAUAUAAUAGUAUUCUAAUUGGUUAAGUAGCUUAAGGAUUAGACAAACUAGGUGAUAAGAUUAGGAGCUACCACCCUGCAUAGAUUCUACACACAGAACUACACACGUAUGCACACCGACGUGGGGUGCACCCAAUUUCAAAGCCCAAAUGAAUAGAAACACGUUUUCUGGCUAGCAGAUAAAGAAACUGUCGUUUAUCCUUCUUGCUUUAUUUGAGAGUGUACAGUAAAAGGGAUUUUUCAAAUUAUUUUUAUAUUAUUUUAGCUUUAAUUGUGCUGUCAUUCAUGAAACAGAGCUGCUCUGCUUCUCUGUCAGAGAUGACAAGGGCUUUCUCAGCAUCUCGUCUAUGUGUGAAUUUAAAAGAAUAAAGUUUUACUCCAUUCUGUGUGAA